AUGGCGAUAAGCGAUAAAGCUCUAGGCUACUGUCCCACCCGGGCAACGACAUCACCUCCCCUCAACAUCCAACUCGCACUCUUGCCACAUCGCGCCAUCAUGGAGCAAGCCAUGAAGAGCUGGGAGUUGGAAAACUCCAUCAAGCUCGUCGACCCCACGCGCGACGCGCUCUACAACUACGACGCGGACGCGCAAAAGGCGCUCGGCAACGCGAAGCCGUGGAAGGGCGACCCGCACCACUUCCAGCACGUGCGCAUCAGCGCGGUGGCGAUGCUCAAGAUGGUGAUGCACGCGCGGGCGGGGGGCGCCAUCGAGGUCAUGGGCAUCAUGCUGGGCUACGUGCGCGAGGCGACGUUCGUCGUGACGGACGCGCUGCGCCUGCCGGUCGAGGGCACCGAGACGCGCGUCAACGCCCAGGACGAGGCCAACGAGUACCUCGUGCAGUACCUCGAGCGCGCGCGCGACGCCGGCCAGCUCGAGAACGCCGUCGGCUGGUACCACAGCCACCCCGGCUACGGCUGCUGGCUGUCGGGCAUCGACGUCGGCACCCAGGCCACGCAGCAGACGUUUGGCGACCCCUUCCUCGCCGUCGUCAUCGACCCCGACCGCACCGUCUCGGCCGGCAAGGUCGAGAUCGGCGCGUUCCGCACCUAUCCCGAGGGCUACAAGCCCGAAGCGGCCAUGGGCGGCGGCGGCGGUGCGUCUUCAUCGUCGGCGUCCAACGGCGACGGCUUCCAGACGAUCCCGCUGGGCAAGAUCGAGGACUUUGGCGCGCACUCGGACCGGUACUACGCGCUGGAGGUGUCGCACUACAAGAGCACGCUCGACUCGCGCAUCCUCGAGAGCCUGUGGAACAAGUACUGGGUCGGCACGCUGUCGAGCUCGCCGCUGCUGACGAACCGCGACUACGUCACCAACCAGAUCGCCGACCUGGCCCGGAAAGUGCACGAGGCGGAGCUGGCCCGCAACGGGUUCGGCAUGGGCCUCGUCGGCAAGCUGAAGAGCGAGCGCGCCAACACGGGCGAGGACGAGCGGCUGGAGAAGCUGGCGCGGGCGGCGGCCAAGAUCACGCAGGAGGAGCGGACGGGCUUGUUGGCGGCAGAGGUCAAGGAGAAGGUCUUUGUGGGACGGUCGCUGGCUGAUAGUGCUGCUGCUGCUGCUGCUCCCGCUGCGGUACAAGGAGAUGAUGGCGAUACCGAGAUGAAGGCUUGA
Messenger RNA from Diplodia corticola, 1212 nucleotides. RefSeq names its product cop9 signalosome complex subunit 5. Lineage: Eukaryota; Fungi; Ascomycota; Dothideomycetes; Botryosphaeriales; Botryosphaeriaceae. The coding region runs from base 1 to 1212 and encodes 403 amino acids. Gene Ontology annotation, cellular component: COP9 signalosome; cytoplasm. The record is from RefSeq and is a predicted model, not a curated record. Gene Ontology annotation, biological process: protein deneddylation. Gene Ontology annotation, molecular function: metallopeptidase activity; deNEDDylase activity; protein binding. The transcript is spliced from 2 exons.